GUCAAUGUACAGAAUGAGAAAAGCUUCAUUCCAAGAACUUGAACAACUUAUUAGUCCAAUUAUUCGUAGACAAAAUACGAACAUGAGAGAAUGUGUAAGUGCUGGAGAAAGGAUUUUAAUAACUUUGCGGUAUCUUGCCACGGGAUGCACUUAUUCUGCUCUGGCCUUAUAUUUUGCAAGAGGAGUUACGACAGUAUCGUAUAUAGUAAAUGAAACAACAUUAGCUAUUUGGAACACUCUUCACAAUGUUUAUAUGAAAAUUCCCUCUAACGAAAAGUGGAAGGAAAUAGCAAAUCGCUUUUACGAAUUAUGGAACUUACCUAACUGCUUAGGAGCAAUUGAUGGCAAGCACGUUAGAAUACAAAAAAUUCCCAACUCUGGAUCAACAAAUUACAACUACAAACAUUACCAUUCAAUUGUUUUACUUGCGGUUUGUGAUGCAGAUGGCUUAUUCACAAUGAUAGAAACCGGCUAUGCAGGCAGAAAUAAUGAUGGAGGAAUUUUUCGUGCAUCAAAUUUAUGUCAGUGGUUGGAAAGAAAUGGUCUAAAUCUACCCGCUAGUGCUUGUUUGCCACAUGAUGAGAGCCAGGAAAAAGUACCAUAUUUCUUCGUAGGAGAUAACGCGUUUCCCUUAAAACGAUAUUUAAUGAGACCAUUCCCUGUACAAACACUGGAUAAUAAAAAACGUAUAUUUAACUAUAGGUUGAGCAGGGGACGAAAAACCAUAGAAUGUAGUUUUGGCAUGGUAACUCAAAAAUUUUGUGUUUUACAUAAUUUUAUACGAAUUAAAGACGGGACGUGGUAUUCGACACCAACAUCCGAACAUCGACUGAAUAUCGCAGUUCAAAACUAUAAUUUGCUAGAAGAGAUUAUUCGCAUAAACCCUGCAUCUUCUGGAGCUACUGUUCGUAAUUAUUUAGCAAAUUAUUUUAUCAAGCCAAAUAGUAGCAUCUCAUGGCAGUAUAACUAUUGUUUAUAAGACUAAUUUAAAAAAUGUUUAUUACCUGAGAGGUUUGU
This is a messenger RNA of Anthonomus grandis grandis, 1017 nucleotides long. RefSeq names its product putative nuclease HARBI1. Bases 5 to 979 code for a protein of 324 amino acids. The record is from RefSeq and is a predicted model, not a curated record. Lineage: Eukaryota; Metazoa; Arthropoda; Insecta; Coleoptera; Curculionidae. The transcript has 2 exons.